AUGCCAGAGGAAUUCCAAGAAGGAACCCAAGAGAGUCUCCCUCAAUCAACAGGCCCAACAGGAAAUCCCCACAACUUACCUGAUAUUCCCCGCACAAAAACGAGCCAAGGACUGAGCCACCCAGAGGGCCAAAAAGACCUCAGAACGCCAGAGCUGCAUUCUACAACAGGACGGAGCAGAAUAUUAGCUACCGCGUAUGAGUUAAACACCAGUAGGAAUCAAAAGACGUGUAAAGAUGAAGGACGAAUAGAAGCAGUCUCAAAGCGAAAAUCGAGAGGGCCCGACAAGACAGCGCUCUAG
This is a messenger RNA of Plasmodium inui San Antonio 1, 300 nucleotides long. RefSeq lists its product as hypothetical. NCBI's taxonomy places the organism in Eukaryota, Apicomplexa, Aconoidasida, Haemosporida, Plasmodiidae. The coding region runs from base 1 to 300 and encodes 99 amino acids. The transcript has a single exon. The record is from RefSeq and is a predicted model, not a curated record.